This is a messenger RNA of Prorocentrum cordatum, 369 nucleotides long. The record is from the annotation of a GenBank genome assembly. NCBI's taxonomy places the organism in Eukaryota, Dinophyceae, Prorocentrales, Prorocentraceae.
AUGCAGUUCUUGGGCCUGAGGCUCGCCACUCCACACAGGUGCCACUCGGGGGACUUCCGACAUCUGAGCUCGAGAGGACCUGGAGUGGUGCCUUUCUCCCCGUCGAGGACGGUGGCUGUGAGCAUGUUGACAUGCGAGCCUUUGGAUCCGCAGGUCUGGAGCCUGUCGUGGUUUGACUGCGGAGGUCUGCAGAGCCAAUCGGGAGUCAGGAUGCGACUCUGUGGGAGCUGUCCUUUGAGGCUGUGGGGGCAGCUCCUGGAGCAACGGUCGUCAGUUGCGUUGACCUCCACAGGAGACGUGCACAUGAGAGCUUUAGGGCCGUGCCUACAGUCAACCCGCACAAUAAGGAUGGGAAUGGAGGAGGAGUAG